GUGCUAUAAUCCGUACGUGUUGGUGAAGAUGUCUGGUGUAACUAACGCUGUCGCAGAUUUCGUAUGGGGAAAUCGACACUCUUUUGUGGCAGCUGCUUUUGCAACGAGCGCAGGAGUUUCGGCAUAUUGCGUGUAUAAACUGUUAAACUCAGACAAAGAGAGAAAACACCGAGACAACGUAUACGAGACACACAAGCUUUUGAGCGAAUAUUUUGUUUUCCAUUUUGGAUCACCAUCCGAAGUACUUCGUUGGGAUUUCGGCCCGAAAGAAGCUUUAGACUUUCCUAGACGAGUUGCUGAAGAAUGUAUUGCUGCUUUCACAGAACAGAAAGAUGUGCCAAACACAGCUCUUGAUAUCGGGUGUGCAGUCGGGAGAACGUCAUUUGAAUUGGCCCGCAGAUUUGAACAUGUCGUUGGAAUCGAUUACAGUCAUAAUUUCAUUGCGGCCUGCAAUCAAUUACGAGAAGAUGGUUACAUAGAUUAUGAAGUAACAGACCAGGGUCACCUGACAACCCAGCUGAGAGCUACAGUGCCAGACGAUAUAGAUCGAAACAGGUGUUCAUUUCGUCAAGGUGAUGCAUGCAAUCUGCCACUGGAUAUCGGACAGUUUGGUUGCGUGGUCGCUGCUAAUCUUAUUUGUCGGCUCCAGAAUCCAUUUGAUUUUCUGAGUCGGUGCGAGUCUCUCGUAGCUCCUGGUGGAUUACUUGUUAUUCUAUCACCGUAUACAUUCUUAGAAGAGUUUACACCUAAGAAAAACUGGAUUGGUGGUUAUGUGGAUUCUGACGGCGAUGAAGUAAUUGCAUUUGAAACAAUGCAGGAAUACUUUGAUUCAAAGUUUGAAUUUUUACAAGAAAAGGAUAUGCCGUUUUUUAUUCGGGAAACCGCAAGGAAAAACCAGUGGACUGUGAGUCAUGCCACUUUUUGGCAGAGGAAAGAAUCUGAGUGAAUUGGAAAUUGGAUUUUCAGCAUGCUGGGAUGAACUAUUUUAGUUAUAGGGGUGGCCGACACCAUUGUGAAUGGGAUUUGUAGUAAAUGCGGUUAAAUUAAAAAUAGAAUACUACGCGUAACUAGGUGGAAUGUACCUGCAAUUAAUAAGAGGUGUUGUCAAUUUGAAUUUGUUUAAAAAUUCACAAAUUACAUCACUAAGCAUUACAUACUAUGAUUAAAUACUGAUGAAGAUCUUCGAUGUGAGACAAAGAAAUAAGUAAAUAAAAACUAAAAUACUGACAAAUGUA
Molecule: messenger RNA, 1235 nt
Organism: Saccoglossus kowalevskii
Lineage: Eukaryota; Metazoa; Hemichordata; Enteropneusta; Harrimaniidae
Molecular function (GO): S-adenosylmethionine-dependent methyltransferase activity
Source: RefSeq, a predicted model, not a curated record